CAAAGUCAUAAAGGGAGACAGAUAAACAGAAUUGCUUCGAGUCUUUGGCAAUGUCGCCGCAGACAGAGUGACCUGGGUCACUCUGACACUGGAUGCACUCCUCAUUAUUAUGGAUGCUAAGUUGAGCUUUUUUCUCGGCUUCCUUUUGGGCACUACUGUGACCUUGACCAUUGUCAAGAGUGGUGCCGUCAUUUGGACCCUGGAUGUAUCUUACAGGAUCGGAGAACAAGUGGAUGUGCAUGCAAAGCAGUCACCAUCGCAAGAGUUGAGUUUUCGUUCGCAAGAACCAUGCAAACAGAAGAACCCCGCUUGCCCAGACAACCUAGGGAGCAUUACAAAAGCGAUCAAUAGUAGCGGAUCUGACAAACUUUGGUUUCACCACUACGAACGAUACUACGAAAGGUGGCUACAAGACUUCCGCUGCAAAAGAGGCCUGAAACUGGUGGAAAUCGGUGCGCAGCAUGGGCGUUCCUUAAAGGUUUGGAGCGACAUCUUUGUGUCGCCCAAGACAAUCCUGGGCGUGGCUUAUGGUAAAUCUGCCCAGGAUGUGGAAAAGGCGCUUGGACCAAAGACAUCUGUGAUGUGGGGUGAUCAGUCCAAAAAUACAACAAUGCAGGAACUCAUAAAAAGAGGACCUUGGGAUAUCAUCAUCGAUGACGGCUCGCAUUAUCCCCCUCAUAUGACUUUCAGCUUAUUUUCUUUGUGGAGAUCGGUAAAUCCCGGGGGCUUGUACAUCAUCGAAGAUUUGGAGACCAACUACUGGGAGCACGGUACCAAGCUGUAUGGAUAUGUGAUGCAACACACUGGCAUCAAUGCAACCGCCCAGUAUUCGGUAGUGAGGAAAAUCGAGCAGAUCACGCAAGUCCUGAUGCGCUAUCAUCUUGGUGCUGAAAAUCUGAGUGUCAUGCCAGGGGAUGAUAGACUUUGUUCUGUGGAGUGGGGAAUGAAUUUGGUGAAGCUACGCAAGUGCACUGAAGCAGAGUAUGAGACGCACCCCAGAUACAAGAGAAAAAAAGCAUCCCUGAAUGUGAUCAACGAGUGGCUGAUUAAGGCCAAAUCCACCAAUCCUUUUGUUGCAAAGUCCAGCAAGGGUGCCAGUUGAGUAUUCAUGGAGUGUAUGACUGUACGAGCAGGUUUGAAAUCGCCAGAUACUUGAAUACUGCCAAGCAAGCUUGGCAGGGAGGUUGUGUAUCCCAAAGCUGGCAGUAACGUGGCAAAGCUUGAAUUCUGAACUUAGCAGCCAAAAGUCGUGCGCCGAUCCAAUGGAUGUUUACACGUUCCGGUGUGGCUUUGCAUGUGGAUUUUUUGGACCAGAGCGUGUGGUGUUUCGCUUGAUUGUGUGAAACCCACCAUUUCCAAUGCCGACACCUGAUGAGACCGAACAAACGCAAUGAGUGACACAAGCAUUCUGGAG
Molecule: messenger RNA, 1414 nt
Organism: Durusdinium trenchii
Lineage: Eukaryota; Dinophyceae; Suessiales; Symbiodiniaceae
Source: the annotation of a GenBank genome assembly